Exophiala spinifera is the source of this 1236-nucleotide messenger RNA. RefSeq lists its product as uncharacterized. The record is from RefSeq and is a predicted model, not a curated record. The transcript has a single exon. Lineage: Eukaryota; Fungi; Ascomycota; Eurotiomycetes; Chaetothyriales; Herpotrichiellaceae. Bases 1 to 1236 code for a protein of 411 amino acids.
AUGCUGGUAAGCACACCUAGAGUCGCCGUGCGGUCGACUCGCGCAUUGAGGCUGCGACAGCCUAUGCCCGUCCGACCUCGUCAGCCGCGCAAUGCACGUUUUCAGUCCACAAACCCUGGCAAAGCUCCCCCUUCACCCUCGUCUCCAUCCACAAAUGAUGCUCUUAUCGGAGGUAUUGCGGGUGGCGCCACAGCUUUCCUCGCGGUGUACCUUUGGUAUUACUUCUCAGGAACCAAGUCUGUUGUCAAUAGUGUUCAUCAAGCUCGCUCUUAUGUCGACUCGGCCUUCAAAAAGACCACUGAGACUGUGCCAGAACCCAACGAAGCUGUCGAGUGGCUGAAGGAAACGGUCAAGACCUAUACCAAAAUGAUCCCUGGAGCUUCCAAGUAUGUUGACUCCGCAUUUGAUGAUCUUGACAAGAUCAGAGAAAAGCAUGGAGACGAGGUGGACCAGAUCAUCAAAGAGACAUACGACGAACUCAAAGGCGUCACGAACAAAGGCUUCAGCGUUGAGGCAGUGUCAACGGCUUGGGACGUGAUUCAGAAGUGCUUCUCGCGCAUUUCAGCUCUCGCUGUUGACGCUAGCCAGGACAUCCUCAAUAACCACCCCCAGCUGAAGGAGAAAUUCGGCGGCAGCUUCGAGCAAUUGAAACAGCUUGGAGACCAGUAUGGACCGGAGGCAAAGCAGAUGGUAGAUGAGACUUACAAUCAGAUCCGGGACAUUUUGAAAGGAGGAAUCGGCUUUGGCACUGUCGGUCAACUUCAAAAACUUCUGCAAGACAAAGUUCAACAGCUGAAGAAGUACGGCGAUCAAGCGUGGCAGAAGGGCAUAGAGCAAGCAAAGCCGAUCCUGGAUAAACAACCUCAGCUGAAAGAGCUUCUCGAGAAUAACAAAUCGACUUUAUUGCAGGGGAACAUUGGCGAACUGUGGCAAAAGCUACAAGAGGCUGCUAAGAACGGCAACACGGAAGAUGUCGAGAAAUUUGUCAAGGAACAAGCCAGCAACCUAUCGCAGAAGUCUGGUGGUAGUGGCAUCGAACAGUAUCUUCACAUGAUUCCCGGUGGCUCUGAGAUGGGAACCAAGCUGCAGCAGUUGCAAGAGCUAAGCCAAAAGCACGGAAAGGAAGCUGAGAAGCUGGUUAAGAGUGCAAUCGACGAUGUCACAAAGGUCUUGUCGCAAAAAGUCGAAGAGGGAAAAAAGCUGAAGGAAAAUGCGAAAGAAGACGCGAAAAACUGA